CACCUUUCAUUCCCUCGAUGGGACUCACAGCAAAGAUCAAAGACGUCGUCGGCAUGAUCAAGGACAAGGUCUCCCAAAGCAAAGCAGCAAUUCUCUCAAAAUCCACCAACCUCUCUCUGCAUCUAGCCCUCCUCCGCGCCACCACCCACGACCCCUUCUCCCCUGCCGACAACAAACAUAUCGAUACCAUCCUUUCCUUUGGCCACAGCUCACGCGCCACAGCCGCCACUGCCGUCGAGGUUGUAAUGGACCGUCUCCAGAGAACCCGCGACUCCUCCGUCGCCCUCAAGUGCCUCCUCAUCGUCCAUCACGUUGUCAAGCACGGCGAAUUCAUCCUACUGGACCAGCUAUCCGUCCGCCCCUUCACCGGCGGCAGAAACUAUCUGAAUCUCUCGAACUUCCGCGACAAUUCGAGCCCCUUAACUUGGGAGCUCUCCUCGUGGGUACGAUGGUACGCUCAGUACAUAGAAACCAUUUUGUCUACCUCUAGAGUUUUGGGAUACUUUUUUGCUUCCUCUUCAUGCAGUAUAGAUAUAGAUAAGCAAGAAGAAAAAAUCUCAGCGCUUACAAAUUCUUAUUUGCUAAUGCAAAUUGUUUCUUUGGUGGGACUGAUGGAAGAGAUCUGUAAAAGACCGGACUCUUUGCAUGUAAAAGUAAACAAAUUGGUAAAUCAGAUAAUGGGUAUUGUGGGUGAGGAUCAUUUAUCCGCCAUAAACGAGGUUUCGGUCAGAGUCAGCGAGUUUAGGGAGAGGCUGAGUGGCUUGAGUUUUGGUGAAUCGGUCGAGCUGGUCUGCACUUUGAGAAGGUUGGAGAAUUGCAAAGAAAGGCUGUUUGAGUUGUCCAGCAGUAAAGGAGCGGUGAUGGAGAGCUUUUGGGGUUUUAUAAGCGAGAUUAAGGAUGGAGUUGGGACUGAGAAAGAUGAGGGAAAAUUGGUGAUUACGGUGAGGAGAGGAAAGGCGGGCGAGAGUUCUGACGGCGGAAGAUUCAUGAUGCGAAAAUCCUCAUUUCGGGCUGUAUAG
Molecule: messenger RNA, 1019 nt
Organism: Juglans microcarpa x Juglans regia
Lineage: Eukaryota; Viridiplantae; Streptophyta; Magnoliopsida; Fagales; Juglandaceae
Product: putative clathrin assembly protein At4g40080
Exons: 1
Coding region: 18-1019 (333 amino acids)
Biological process (GO): clathrin coat assembly; clathrin-dependent endocytosis; vesicle budding from membrane
Cellular component (GO): clathrin-coated vesicle; clathrin-coated pit
Molecular function (GO): phosphatidylinositol-4,5-bisphosphate binding; 1-phosphatidylinositol binding; clathrin heavy chain binding
Source: RefSeq, a predicted model, not a curated record